AUGAAGGGCACCCGGACGUACAACGGCAAGAAAAGAGACGGGAGUGGAGGCUCUUCCAAUGGUAACCAUCGUAGUGGCACGGGGAACCACACGGGGAUCGGAUUCUACGAGACUGAGGACACGACCAGGUCGUUCAAUGACCGUUUGAAUUACCUUUUGAUCAAUAGUAUUGGCUCUGACGCCCUGGUGACAGUAACAAAUGGCGCCAAAUACCAAGGUUUACUGACGGCAUGCGACCCAACUGGCAGCAACGGGGUUGACGUUGUUCUGCAAAGGGCCAGACUCGUGGAAGACAACUUUGCUGCCGAACAAUUGGCGUCAGACCUGAUCGAAAAUCUGGUGAUAAAGGGCGAUGACGUAGCAGAGCUACAACUCCAAAAUGUGGAGUUCAACGCAGAGGAAAAACCACGAGAUGUCUCGGACGAAGCUUUUGAGACCUCCAAGCAGCCAAAAGAGGCUACUUCUGCUGGUGUCCCCACGGAAAUCAAGACUGAUCCCGAAUCUGGAAAGGAAAUUGGAAAAGAGGUUAAGAAGGAGAUUCAAUUGGAAAAAAUGCCUGAACGUGAGGUGAAGCCUGAGGUAAAGUCUGAGGUGAAGUCUGAGGUGAAGCCCGAGGUGAAGUCUGAGGUGAAGCCUCAAGCUAGAGCCCCACAGGCCUCACAAGCUCACAAUGCACCAAGAUCCGUUGAGCCUGCUAAACAUGCGUUCAAGACCGACACAGAUAUUUCCGGAAACAAGAGUGAGGUCAAGGAAAGAAAAUUGGAAAGAUGGGUUCCAGAGCCGCAUGAGGAAUUCGCGCUUGGCGAUGCUUUAGAAGAUAGUAAAGAGUCCUGGAAUCAGUUUGCAGUCAAUGAAGAAAAAUUCGGUAUAACUUCAACUUUUGAUGAGCAUCUUUACACCACCAUGAUCAACAAGAACGAUCCCAAGUAUAACGAACGUUUGAGAGAAGCCGAUAGAAUUGCAAAAGACAUCGAAUCUCAAGGCAGUUCCGGGAAUGUUCACCUGGCCGAAGAAAGGGGUCUGGUCACCGAAGAUUCUGGCGUGGACGAAGAAGACAAAUACUCUGGUGUGGACCGUAGAGGUGAUGAACUGCUAGCUCAGUUGAAAAUGAACUCCAAAAGUAUUCCUACAAAGGCUAAAAAAUACGUUCCUCCCACUUUACGGCACCAGCCUCACAACAACGAUCCAGCCAUCAUUUCUUCAAGAGCAGCGGGCGUGCCACCUCCACCACCAGCCGAGGCUCAAGAAGUUCCAUCCGGGUCUCAUCCCAAGCGCAACCAACUAGACGCACUCAAGGAGUUUUCUGAAAAGUUCAAAGUCCCAUACGAUAUGCCAGAAGAAGUAAAGACAAUGUUCAAAAAGGAAUCCGAGACUUCUCCUCGGACUGCCCAAACAGCAUUGAAAGUCAAUUUGUCGUUACCUCCGAAACCCACCAGCACGCCAACGGUGGUCCAGGGCAACGUUGCCAUCACAAGGGGAAGCAGAACAUCCCGUGGCUCAACUCCGCUAGCCGGGAAAGCUGAACUGAAAAAAAAUGGCACUAGAGGCCCCCAAGGCCAAACACCCGUGUCGUCACCAUCCGCUAGCAGACAUGCAAAUAUCACCCGUAGACGUAAUGUCAGCCACGGAUCGUUUUUGGGUUCCAAGAAGCCGCAGUCUCAUAAGAAGGAUUUCGCAACCAGUUUCAACAUGUUCUACAAGGCCAAAGAGGUUUUCGACGCGGAGAAAAACCAAGGCAAGGGUCCGGCAACGAUCGUGUUCGAGAAACCAUAUUUCACAGCACCAACGUGGAUGGGCAAUGUUGAGCAAUCUUACAAAAGUCUUUUCCCAGACGAGCGCGCCGCUAUGCACAGAUCACAACUCAAGAUGCAGCAGCGCAGUAUGGGCGCGCUUUCGAACGCCGGCAGUCCACACAUGAUGGGGAUGCCUGGCAUGAUGAUGGGGAUGCCAAUGGGUCCUGGAAGUUCCAAUAAUCCGUACAUGAUGGCCCCGGGAGCCAACGGGAACAUGUACAUGCCAUUUCAACCUCCCGCCUACUACCCUCAGAUGAUGCACAUGAUGCCCAUGGGAGAGGAUCGAAACAGUGCCAGUCCCCCUCCUGCACGCAACGUAUCGUCGCCCCACCCUGGUCCCGGUUUUGUCGCCGCCGGUGGGCCUCCUCAUCCUUCAACGCCCAUGUCGCCUUUCAAUUAUUCUCAAGCCCUACAAUUUCAGCCAAUGAUGGGGUCCGGCUCCUUCCGACAGAACUUCCAAUCCCAGCAACACUAUAACGGCAAACAUAGAACACACAAUCGCUAA
This is a messenger RNA of Lachancea sp. 'fantastica', 2298 nucleotides long. The record is from the annotation of a GenBank genome assembly. NCBI's taxonomy places the organism in Eukaryota, Fungi, Ascomycota, Saccharomycetes, Saccharomycetales, Saccharomycetaceae.